AUGGACAAUAUGAUAACUAAUGCCCUUGGGUUUAAUACGCCGAUUUAUGUGCCAAAUGACGUCGACGACCCUGCUGAUGAUGAAUAUGACGCUGAUGUUAACGUCGAGCGACCAAAUGAGGAAGCCCAGCGAUUUUUUGAUCUUUUAAAAGAGACAAAUACACCGUUGUGUGAAGGCUCUCGAGACUCAAAGUUAACGGUGUGUAUUAGACUUUUGGGUAUCAAGUCUGAAUGUCUUGUUUCAGAAUACACCAUGGACUUGAUAACGAAACUGAUGUUGGAUAUAACAAUAGACCACCCUCUUGAUUUGCCAAAAAAUUAUUAUGAAGCAAGACAAUUGGUUGCAAAGUUAGGACUCGGAGCGAAGAGAAAUGACUGUUGUGUUAACGGGUGUAUGUUGUACUAUAACAACGAAUUUGGUGUAGCUGACGGUGCAUUACUUGAAUGUAAAUUUUGUCAAGAACCAAGAUAUCGUGUAACAAGAAAUUCACGGUCAGUCAGAAGGAAGCCAAUCCCAAGAAAGGCGAUGUUCUAUUUACCCAUAAUACCAAGGUUACAAAGGUUGUAUGCAUCGAUGAAAACUGCCAGUAAAAUGACAUGGCAUCGUGAAAACUAUGAAAGGAGAAAAAUGUCAGAUGGAUUUACACCAUAUACUCAAGUAUCAGCCACUCCAUAUUCAUGUUGGCCUGUUCUAGUUACCCCGUACAAUCUUCCUCCUGACAUGUGCAUGUCAAAACCUUACAUGUUUUUAGCCGCUGUAAUACUAGGCUCAUCUAGUCCAACUGUUGGUAUUGAUAUCUAUUUACAACCUUUGAUUGAUGAUUUGAAGAGAUUGUGGAACGGUGUUGCGACGUAUGAUAUCAAUCAAAAACGAAAUUUCAAUAUGAGAGGAGCUUUAAUGUGGACUAUUAAUGAUUUUCCUGCAUAUCGGAUGUUGUCUGGAUGGGGGACACAUGGUAAACUAGGAUGUCCUAUUUGCAUGAUGGACACCAAAGCGUUUUGGUUACACAACGGUGGGAAGGCUACUUGGUUUGACUGUCAUCGUCGUUUCUUGCCUACUAAUCAUCUGUUUAGAAGAAAUAAAAAUGCUUUUGUUCAUGGUGAGACCGAGACUCGUGAUCCACCAGAUUAUUUGGCAUCCCGACAAGUCUGGAACAAAGUGGAAGAUAUUCCAAAGGUUGAGGUUGUAGGUGGCGUUGCCUCUAAACCGCGUGGUUAUGUACAAACGCACAACUGGACAAAAAGAAGAAAAACGAAAGAUAAUGACAACGCGAGGAGAGACAUAGGGUUGUAUUGCAAACGUAACGAACUGUUGUUGUUGGAGACAUCUAACGGCAAACUUCUUAAACCUCGUGCAAACUAUACUUUAUAUCCUGACGAAGCAAAAUCUGUUUGUCGAUGGGUAAAAGAAGUGAAGAUGCCAGACGGUUAUUCGUCGAAUUUGGCGAGAUGCGCUGAUGUUGACCACGGAAGGAUGCGUGGGAUGAAAAGUCAUGAUUGUCAUGUUUUUUUCCAGACUUUACUUCCGAUUGUAUUUAGUUUUUUACCCCAACAUGUAUUGAAUCCGCUUAUUGAAAUCAGUCAAUUUUUCAAGAAUUUGUGUUCGACAACGCUAAGAGAGGCUGAUCUCAUCAAGAUGGAAAAUGACAUUCCACUGAUCUUGUGUAAGUUGGAGAGAAUAUUUCCUCCUGCCUUGUUUGAUUCUCUGGAGCAUGUUGUGGUGCAUCUUGCAUAUGAGGCUAGACUUGGUGGGCCGGUUCAAUAUAGAUGGAUGUACCCGUUUGAAAGGUUCAUGGGUUAUGCAAAACGUGCCGUGAAAAACAAAGCUAGGGUCGAAGGCUCAAUUUGUGCAACAUACUUACACCGCGAAACAAUUUACUUUUGUUCGCAUUACUUCAAAGACACGUUGUCAUCAAGCCAUAUUCGCAAUGAAACUGAAACAUCUCGGCCUGUGAGAAUUCACCCAUUAAACAUGUCAAUAUUCAGCUUGCCUGGUCGUAAUGGUGGUGGUGAGAAAGUGUUGUAUCCUGGUGAUAAAGUUCUAUAUUCAGCGCAUGUUCACUUGCUGAUUAAUUGCAAUGAAGUCGAGCCCUAUUUACAAUUUGAGACACACAGUUGGAGUGAAGGAAAAACAACAGCAAACAGUGGAGUGUGUAUGAAAGGUGUGACUAAAAAUGGUGAAGGAGAUUUUUACGGUGUUAUUGAGAACAUAUUUGAAUUCGAAUACAAUUACCUUGAUUAUAAGAAAACAGUCGUGUUGUUUUACUGUAAAUGGUUUGAUCCUUCAAAUAGAGGUACCAGAUAUGAUUCAAAGACUAAUACCGUGGACAUAAAAAUGAACAAACAUUAUCCAUUGUAUGAUCCGUUUGCUAUGGCUCAUAACGUCAGACAAGUUCACUAUGUCCCUUAUCCAUCGACUACAAGGGAUAAGCGAGGUUGGUGUGCCGCAAUAACAUCAAAACCAAGGGGUCUGAUUGAAAAAAAUGAGAUAGAUGAACGUGAAGAUGAACCAUAUCAGGAAGAUGAGAUGUCCAAUGUUGAUGAUGUCAUUGCAGUUGAAACUUUUAAUCAACUUUGUGUAAAAGAAGAAGCCGAAGAAGUACCUUCUAAUGGUGAUGUUGAUGAAGAGGAUUGCUUGUAG
Molecule: messenger RNA, 2640 nt
Organism: Trifolium pratense (red clover)
Lineage: Eukaryota; Viridiplantae; Streptophyta; Magnoliopsida; Fabales; Fabaceae
Exons: 5
Coding region: 1-2640 (879 amino acids)
Source: RefSeq, a predicted model, not a curated record